Sordaria macrospora k-hell is the source of this 873-nucleotide messenger RNA. RefSeq lists its product as uncharacterized. Gene Ontology annotation, cellular component: nucleus. The record is from RefSeq and is a predicted model, not a curated record. NCBI's taxonomy places the organism in Eukaryota, Fungi, Ascomycota, Sordariomycetes, Sordariales, Sordariaceae.
AUGCCACCCAAAAGGAAAUCCACCCACGCCGAGCCUGAGCCUCAAACUGAGCAGGCUACGCGUCGCCGUUCUUCGCGGUUGAGCAAGGGUGUUGAGCCAACAACCGAAGGGGUGGUGUCGCCUGUGACUGUGAAGAAGGAAGCGGAUAAACCUAAACCGGUCAAGGGAGGAAAGGCUCCUAGGAAAUUACUGAGUGCUGUUAACGAAGAGGCGAAUGAUGUGAAAGACGAGAAGGAAGAAGAGAAAGUGGAGGAACCACCAACCAAGCGCUCCCGCACCACCAAGCCCACCACCACCACUCCUACUACCACCACGCCCACCACCUCCUCCUCCUCCGGCCGACAGUACUGGCUCCUAAAAGCCGAACCCCUCCCCCGCCUAGAAAACGGGCACGACGUCCGCUUCUCCAUCGACGACCUGCGCACCCGCACCGCCCCCGAACCCUGGGACGGAAUCCGCAACUACAGCGCGCGAAACAACCUACGUUCCAUGAAGCGCGGUGACCUAGCCUUUUUCUACCACAGUAACUGCCCCUCCCCCGGCAUCGUAGGCGUAAUGGAAAUCGUCAAGGAGGCCGAGGAGGAUUGGACGGCGGUGGACCCCAAAGCUGCGUAUUUUGAUGCGAAAGCUCAGGCGAAGGUUGAUAAGGGGGAGGAGAAUCCGUGGAGUUUGGUGCAUGUGGUGUUUAGGGAGAAGUUUGAGAGGGAGUUGGGGUUGAAAGAAUUGAGGGAGUGGGCCGGGGAAAAGGGGGGAGCGUUGGAGAAUAUGCAGUUGAUUAGGCAGAGUCGAUUGAGUGUUAGUAAGGUUAGUGAGGGGGAGUGGGAGUUUUUGAUGGACAAGGCGGGGGGGAGGACGGGGAGGGAGGGGAAGUGA